Pelobates fuscus (common spadefoot toad) is the source of this 1469-nucleotide messenger RNA. RefSeq names its product sirtuin 5 (gene SIRT5). The record is from RefSeq and is a predicted model, not a curated record. Bases 184 to 1113 code for a protein of 309 amino acids. The transcript is spliced from 9 exons. Gene Ontology annotation, cellular component: nucleus. Lineage: Eukaryota; Metazoa; Chordata; Amphibia; Anura; Pelobatidae. Gene Ontology annotation, molecular function: NAD+ binding; histone deacetylase activity, NAD-dependent; protein-succinyllysine desuccinylase activity.
UCCAGGUCUGGAGCCAGCCGGGUACAUCCUCCUUGCAAGUAUUUCCUGACCAAAUUGCAUUUCAUAUUUCAGAUGGAUUGGCUAGAUAAAAAACUCCAUGCAAGACAAUUUUCUCCUGAUUUGGAGACCAUAUAUUAUUACUGUGGAUGAUUCUUUUAGGUCCAAGGAUUGCUAGUCGUACUAAUGACUUUUCUUCCGUUACAUACCCGGAGAUUUGUAUCCCAAGUAUACUGUAUACUUAACCCAAAAUCACGAAAAAAGCCUGUCUCAGUAGAAAUGGCUCGUCCGAGUUCCAACCUGGCUGAUUUUCGGGAAGUCUUUUCUAAAGCAAAGCACAUAGCCGUGAUAACAGGUGCCGGUGUCAGUGCAGAAAGUGGAGUGCCCACAUUCAGAGGUGCAGGGGGAUAUUGGAGGAAAUGGCAAGCACAACACUUGGCAACACCUGAGGCUUUUGCCAGAAAUCCUUCCAGAGUCUGGGAGUUUUAUCACUACCGCAGAGAAGUGAUGCUGUCAAAGAACCCAAAUCCAGCACAUAUUGCCAUUGCCGAAUGUGAAGCAAGACUUAGCAAGCAAGGGAGGAAGGUUGUUGUUAUUACACAGAAUAUUGAUGAGUUACACCGAAAAGCAGGCACACGGAACCUCUAUGAGAUUCAUGGCAGCUUAUUUAAGACACGAUGUAACACAUGUGGUAGUGUGCGAGAGAACUAUAAGAGCCCAGUUUGUCCAGCUCUUGAUGGCAAAGGUGCCCCUGAUCCAGACGUAGAAGAUGCAAAGAUCCCAGUAGAGAAUCUCCCACGGUGUGAAGAAAACGACUGCAGUGGACUCCUGCGGCCUAAUGUAGUAUGGUUUGGAGAGACAUUGGAUUCCAAUGUUCUAGGAGAAGUAGAGAAGGAACUUGAAAUCUGUGAUCUCUGUUUGGUGGUUGGAACCUCUUCUGUUGUUUACCCUGCUGCCAUGUUUGCCCCCCAAGUGGCUUCUAGAGGGGUUCCAGUUGCCGAGUUUAACAUGGAAAGUACACCAGCUACAACAAGUUUCGCAUUUCAUUUCCAGGGUCCUUGUGGAACAACUCUUCCUCCUGCACUUGCCCACCAUGAAACCGAACUUAUAUCUUGAACAGAAAUCUGCACAUGCCUCUGGAAGUCACAGAACAUGUCUUGGAUAAGUUUAUGCUAAUUAAGUUUAUGAGCCAGCUGAAUAAAGUGGAAGAGAAAAUAUGUUCAUGUGAACAGCAAGUGUAGUGGAUGUUGGAAGAUUGAUGUUGGCCAUGCGUUUUACUAUUGAAAUCAAUAUGCACUUUUUUUGCACCUGAUAUGCAUAAUUAACUAAUGAUUGAGUAUCCAAAGAAAGAGAAAUCACUAAUACAAUGUGCUUUGUUAUGCAAAAUACUUUUCUGUUUCUUGUAACUUGCCUGUGACUGUUACAUCUGUUAUGUGAUUUAAUGAAACAAUAAAUGUAAAAAUGAUAUACAA